Messenger RNA from Serpula lacrymans var. lacrymans S7.9, 1722 nucleotides. RefSeq lists its product as uncharacterized. Bases 1 to 1722 code for a protein of 573 amino acids. NCBI's taxonomy places the organism in Eukaryota, Fungi, Basidiomycota, Agaricomycetes, Boletales, Serpulaceae. The record is from RefSeq and is a predicted model, not a curated record. The transcript is spliced from 3 exons.
AUGCAACCCAAACACUCUCUCCUGGAUUUCCCUGAACCACCGACAAGGAAUACCAUUGCAGAGGCACGCAGAGAACUCGAAUCCCGACGUGAACAGCUCGCACAGCUGACCGACAAAAUUGACGCUGCUGAAGCUGCACUCGCUCAGAUCGUGGCCGAGUCGAGAUGCACUAUCGGCGAGAUGCAACUCGAGCGGGAACUGCUGGAGGAGAAGGUAUUUCACACAAUGGCUUACAUUUCCCCCAUUCGCAGGCUUCCCAACGAGCUGCUUCGACAAAUAUUCUUGUUCAAUUUUGACGACUAUCCUUGUUGUGCCUGGAUUCGUCUUAUCACGACUCAGAGUUCAUCUGCCGAUACAAUACGGCUGUGGCUGGAACGUUCGGGCGAUAAAGUGCCGCUGGACAUCGAAAUAUUUCUCCAGGUUAAUGGGUCAUCUCCUGAACCUUCUACUCGCACGCGGCCGGUGUCGCCCACUCCAUGGCCAGGUGGAUCGUUUCCUCACACAGGAAGCCCUCCAGCACAUUAUGUGAUAUCCCAUACUCCAGGCACCGCGAUCAUUCUUCCCCCCGCGCAUACACCCAUCAUAGUCCCACCAUCACCAUCGCAUCCUGAUUGGUCCCCUCCUCCACCUUCAGCUAUGCAGAUUAGUCCACAGCCUCAACGAAGCAUGCAUUGGGGCCACAUCGCGAUUUUCUACUUGGUUGAGCAGAUGCCCCGCUGGCAGCGUUUUGUCUUCAGGUUUGACAAACAGUUCUCUUCCAUGUCAGCUUUAAAAUCUAUCUCGGGUGAUGCCCCUGUCCUCAGUGAAUUUGAAAUUUCAUGCGCAGAGCCCACUUACUACACAGAUUGGCCUUGGCUUCCGAGCGCAAGUGUCAAUACUCAGAUCGCGCUACCCAAGCUUGAGUCACUUACACUCCAAUUUACUCCUUUCAAAUGGUCUUCCCCUAUCUUCAAGACCAACUUGCGUUCUCUCACUCUCCGAGCCCUGCCAGCUAGCCAUCUUCCACUGGAUAGGAUCUUACAUAUUGUUUCCAGUAAUCCUGGUUUGGAAUCCCUUUCGUUGCACUUCACCAUUGUCCUCCCUGCGAUUCUUCCCCUAUCCCCGACUACCCUUCCUGAGCUCCGCGAGCUUACUUUCGGUGGUCAUUACCAUAUGUCACAAUUGGUGGACUCUCUGAUUCUCCCUUCACUGGACAUGCUCAAUCUUGAUAUUGAAGCCCGAGAGCCUGUUGAGGACACCAUCUCCAACAUGCUUACGCGUUCUAACAAUCCACCUUUGAGGCAUCUUUCUGUAGCUUACGGAAACACCUCGUCGACUUCGAUUUACUAUGGACCAGGUGGUGUGGUCAUCUCUUGGACUUUCCUAUCUGAACUGAACCAUCUACAAACUCUCAAUGUCGGCGGAACACCUUUCGAGCCACUUCUUACGGCGCUCGGUGCGCCGGAUGAGGACCAGACGCAAUGGUCACUUCCGAAUCUGACUGCACUAGCCAUGAAAAAUUGUCAUGCUCAUGGUGACGGGGUUGCUAAACUUGUGCAGAUGGUCGAGUCGCGCAAUCCAGAUACGGGAAAUGCGGCCAUUGUGAACGGGGUAUCACCUACUAGGCUGACACAGCUGGAGUUGUACGAUUGCGCUUCCCUUGGACAAGACGUGAUCAACUGGUUGAAGAAAAGAGUCGAAGAAGUUGUUUGUACGGAGCCUUCGUAUGUAAGGUCUCUUUGA